AUGCCGCCGAAAAAGGGAGGAAAAAAGAAUAAAAACGAUGACGAUUGGGAUGAUGAAGCUGCUGAGCGUAAAUUAGCUGCAUUAAAACUCGCCGAGCAAUCUGAGACUCAAUGGGAUGAUGAACCCCCGAAACCAAAAGGAAAGGCAAAAGCUCCCGCGAAAAAAGGGUUCGCCGCAAUGAUGAUGGAUGAUGAUAGUGAUCAGGAAAAACCAAUAUCUGACGACGAACCUGAGCCGGAGCCAACACCUGAGCCAAAAGUUGUCGAAGAAAAGAAACCGAAAAAAGAAAAGAAAGAAAAAGGGAAAAAAGGCAAAAAGGGGAAACAGGCUGAUGAUGAUGAUGAUUUGGAUGCGAUUUUGGCAAGUAUUGAGAGUAAGGAUGCUCCAGUACCAGCUGCGCCUCCUGUGGCAACAUCAAAAUCCGACGAGAAAGAAGCAUCGCCUAAUGUAGAUGAGCCUGAGCCGGAAGACAAGAAGGGAAAGAAGAAGAAGAAGGGAAAGAAAGGUGGAAAUGAUGAGCCUUCCGAGGUAAACGAAAUCACUGCAAAACCAACUGAAGACUCUGUGAAGGCUCCAUCCGAAGAGAAGGAAGAAGAAAAGGAAGAAGAAGACGGAUCGGAUAAUGAUGAAGAAGGCGGAAAGGGUAAAAAGGACAAGAAGAAACAGAAAAAGAAGGAUAAAAAGAAGGAAAAGGAAAAGAAGGAAAAAGAAGAAAAGAAGGGCAAGAAGGGCGCAAGCGGUGUGAGCCUUAUCAAGGAGAUGCUCAAAAAGCAGCAGGAGAUUCGCGAGGAACAAGAACGGCUUGCACGUGAAGAACAGGAACGCAUUGAAAAAUUGGAAAAGGAACGCGAGGAGCAGGAACGAAUCGCUCGGGAGAAGAAAGAAGCUGCGAAAGAAGCUAAACGUUUGGAGAUCGAACGCCAGAAGGCUGCUGGAACUUAUAUGACGGCGAAGCAACGAAAAGAACAACAGAUCGCUUUGGAAAAGUUGAAGGCUGCUGGAUUGAACAUUCCAACGGUUCGAGAAGCUCCUGCUGAUGAUACACAGAAAAAAGGAUCGUUUGUUUAUAUGGAUGAAAAGACUCGUCAAAAGUUGGAAGAAAAGAAGAGACGUCGGCUUGAGAAACAGGGAUUGAUUGCUCCGGAAACGAAACAAGACGCACCUCCUGUUGAAAAGGUCGAGACUUCGGUGGAAGAAGAGAAGACGCCCGAAUCAACACCUGAUAAGGAGGAGCCACUUGAUGAUUGGGAAAUGGCUGAUGAGGUAGUGGAAGAGCCAACAAAACCUGCGAAGGAAGAUGUGAAGCAAGUCAAGGCUGAGGAAGAAUCUGAUGAUGAUGAAGAAUCAGAUGAGGAUGAAGAAGAAGAAUCAUCGGAGGAGUCAGAUAGUGAUUCUGAAGAAGAAGAAGAAGAAGACUCAUCGGAUUCAGACGCUGAAGUCGGAAAAGGAAAAGAAACUAAAGAACAACUUAUGGAACGGAUUAGAUCUCGGAUAGCGAAGAGAAGGGAAGCCGCCCAAGCGAAGCGGACAACUGACGAUUUGCGCUCCCCUGUGAUUUGUGUUCUUGGUCACGUCGAUACUGGAAAGACAAAAAUGUUGGAUACGAUCCGUCGCACAAAUGUUCAAGGUGGAGAAGCUGGAGGUAUUACACAACAAAUUGGAGCGACUGAAGUGCCUGCUGAUGCCAUCAAAGAACGUUGUCGGCAAGUUAAAGACUUCAAAGCUGACUUGAUGAAAAUUCCUGGAUUCCUCAUCAUUGAUACCCCUGGUCACGAAAGUUUCUCAAAUCUCCGUACUCGUGGUUCGUCACUAUGCGAUUUUGCAAUUCUUGUCGUCGAUAUCAUGCACGGUCUUGAGCCGCAAACCAUUGAAUCUCUCAAACUUCUGAUUAAGGGAAACACGCCAUUCGUUGUUGCUUUGAAUAAGAUUGAUCGGCUGUACGAAUAUGAGUCGAAUCCGCGCAAAGACGUAUACGAAUUGUUGAAAUCGCAGAAGCAACGAGUUCAACAAGAAUUCAAGGAAAGAUAUGAAAAGAUUGUCGUUGAAUUCGCCGAACAGGGAAUUAAUGUCACGUUGUCGAAUAAACAGAAGGACGACGAUUUCGUGUGUAUGGUUCCGACGUCGGCUGCUCUUGGAGACGGUGUUGGAAACUUGAUGGCCUUUAUCGUCAAUCAAACACAAACCAAAUACGCCGAAAAGCUCGCUUAUUGUGAAGAACUUGAUGCUACCGUUAUGGAAGUGAAAGCAAUUCCUGGACUCGGAACGACAAUCGAUGUUAUCCUGGUGAACGGUAGAAUGCGCACUGGCGAUGUCAUUGUGCUAACCGGAGCCGAUGGAGCGAUCGUGACUCAAAUCAGAGAACUCCUUAUGCCACAACCGUUGAGAGAAAUGCGUGUCAAGAACGAAUAUAAGCAUUACAAAGAAAUUCGUGGUGCUCGUGGUGUAAAGGUGUUGGCUAAAAACUUGGAAAAGGCACUUGCUGGUCUUCCGAUGUUCAUCACUGAUCGUGAAGAUGAGAUUGAUUAUUUGAGAGCGGAAGCCGAUGAACAGUUAAAGAAUGCACUUCAUGACAUUAAGAAGAAACCAAUCGGAGUUUACGUGAUGGCAUCCACUCUUGGAUCAUUGGAAGCUCUCCUUGAUUUUUUGAAAUCCCAGAAGAUUCCAUAUUCGAAUGUAAAUAUUGGUCCCGUUCAUAAAAGAGACGUGCAGAAAGCAUCAGCAAUGAAGGAGCACAAAGCAGAAUACGCAUGUAUUCUUGCAUUUGAUGUCAAAGUCGAAAGAGAUGCGCAAAUAUUCGCCGACAAUGAAGGCGUUAAAAUCUUCCAGGCCGAUAUUAUUUAUCAUUUGCAAGAUAGCUUCUUAAAGUACAGAGAAGAAUUGGCUGAAAAGGCCCGGCGCGAGAAUGAGCACUUGGCCAUUUUCCCAUGCAAACUCCGAAUUCUUCCCAACCACGUCUACAAUGCGAGAAAUCCGAUUGUCUGUGGUGUAAGUGUUGAAGCUGGGCAAGUGAAGCGAGGAACGCCGAUUUGUGUGCCGAGCAAAGAGGGAAUUCUUCUUGGUACUGUUUCGUCCAUCGAAAGAAACGGAGAGGAAGUUGUGUUGGCUAAACAAGGCGAUGAGGUUUGCAUAAAAAUUGAAAACACCACUGGUGAAGCUCCGAGAUUAUAUGGACGGCAUUUCACCCACGAGGAUACACUUGUCAGCAAGAUUUCCCGUGAAUCAAUCGAUGUUUGCAAAACAUACUUCCGCGAUGAUUUGAGCAAGGCCGAUUGGCAAUUAAUUGUGCAGCUCAAGAAGGUUCUCGAUAUUAUACAUCGAAAACCAUCAGUUCAAGCAGCUCAUCAACCAACUAUGAACGUUUAUUCGGUCCUUAUCUUCGUCGCCAUCGCUAUUGCAACGGUCUCGGCCCACGGAAGACCAUACUGCAGAAGACGACCAGGAACUGGAGCUGGAAGACCAGAAUAA
Molecule: messenger RNA, 3465 nt
Organism: Caenorhabditis bovis
Lineage: Eukaryota; Metazoa; Nematoda; Chromadorea; Rhabditida; Rhabditidae
Source: the annotation of a GenBank genome assembly